AUGGGUCUAAACGCUCACAACCUCCGUGUUUUCCUCUUGCUGACAGCUGUACCAAUACUAAUUACAGCGGAUGAACUGUUGGAGGAUGAACUCUGUGAUGUUGAAACCGGUUCUCCAUGCUCUUCAGAAGAACAUGAGGAGUGUAGACGGCAAAAUGGCUCUGACAAG
This is a messenger RNA of Cylicostephanus goldi, 168 nucleotides long. NCBI's taxonomy places the organism in Eukaryota, Metazoa, Nematoda, Chromadorea, Rhabditida, Strongylidae. The record is from the annotation of a GenBank genome assembly.